Suillus plorans is the source of this 789-nucleotide messenger RNA. RefSeq lists its product as uncharacterized. Gene Ontology annotation, biological process: protein import into mitochondrial intermembrane space. The record is from RefSeq and is a predicted model, not a curated record. NCBI's taxonomy places the organism in Eukaryota, Fungi, Basidiomycota, Agaricomycetes, Boletales, Suillaceae. The transcript has 2 exons. Gene Ontology annotation, molecular function: protein-disulfide reductase activity. The coding region runs from base 136 to 756 and encodes 206 amino acids. Gene Ontology annotation, cellular component: mitochondrial intermembrane space.
AAAAAUAAUUUGUGGUGAAUUAUAUUUGGCUCGGAACUAGUAAACGUAAACAGGUAAAGCGGGCGUCAUCAUGAGAAGUGACAAAUCCAAAUUUUUGGACUUUACUCUCGGAUUUUGAUUUUUGUCUGCCUCACUAUGCUCCGGACUAUAACACGACUGCCGCUGCGCAGAUGCGUUCAUACGAAUGCCAGAUCCUCGAGCACCCGUAUAUUUAAAAGUUAUUCGAGCAGGCCUGGACUCGCACUGGGAGCUACCGUCACGUUUGCUGCAUACAUGGCUUGGUCGUUGAGCUCGGAUAGUCAGCGGAUAUCACUUGAUGCUCAACCUGUGUCCGCUCCCAAAAAGCUUCCGUCCUCCACAAAUCCCUCACUUCCCGCUACAGACUCCCCUCCGCCUCCAAUACAGACAGAAGAGACAUACUCUGAAACGUCAGUACCAAUACUAGAGGAGGACGCGGAUAAAACACCACCGGCCGCGCCAGUAGAAGCACAGAGUGAAGAGCAGUCGUCUGGGGGAGCUUAUAACCCGGUGACAGGCGAAAUCAAUUGGGACUGCCCGUGCCUCGGUGGAAUGGCCCAUGGUCCAUGUGGUCCAGAAUUCAGAGAGGCCUUUUCAUGUUUUGUUUACUCUGAACAGGAACCAAAAGGUAUCGAUUGUGUGGAAAAAUUCAAGGCCAUGCAAACCUGUUUCCGGGAACACCCCGACGUAUAUGGGGAGGGUAAGCUUGUUUUCCGAUUAGGAAGUCUGUUGUACUGAUUCCGUGGCAGAAAUUAUGGACGAUGAUGAUGA